Molecule: messenger RNA, 1730 nt
Organism: Vanessa atalanta (red admiral)
Lineage: Eukaryota; Metazoa; Arthropoda; Insecta; Lepidoptera; Nymphalidae
Gene: nw
Exons: 8
Coding region: 101-1156 (351 amino acids)
Biological process (GO): biological process involved in interspecies interaction between organisms
Cellular component (GO): external side of plasma membrane
Molecular function (GO): carbohydrate binding
Source: RefSeq, a predicted model, not a curated record
AUGUUCUCUUCCGAUCUGUGCCCGAGUGUCCCGUGUUGCGUGUGCGCAAUCUAGCGCGUGAUCCCGCAAUAGUUAGAAGAAAUCCAACAUCUCUAUCAACAUGCUCUUACUCGCCAGCUUUUUCCUGCUCUUCGUGACUACGCUUGGGCCUGUCGCAGCUCAGAGGAUAACUACGAUACAACUCGAUGGCGUACAAUACUUUAUAUCAAGGAUGAACCCGUACAGCCCCGAGCUGAACUAUUUUCUGGCUUAUCAGUACUGCAGAUCGUUGGGAUUACAACUAGCAUCAUUUGAGACGAAAGAAAAGGCCGAUUCAAUUACAACAUACCUUACAAAUGCAGGCUAUAAUAAAUACGACUUCUGGACCUCUGGUAACAACCUCGGCACUGACAUGUACUUAUGGAUGAGCACGGGAUUACCCUUCAAUGCAACAUUUAACUAUAUGCGACGCAUGACAAUGGACCCUCCCAGCCAGCACACGGACGACAGUAUGGAUCCUCUGGAUAUGCCUCAAGGCAGCACCGCUCCUCAACGCACCGCCAGGCAUGGUUUGUUUUCCAGAACCGAGCACGUGAUGACCAACGGCUGUGUUGCUUUAAAAGCACCAUCCUUCCAUUGGGAGCCUCAACAUUGCGGAGAGAUCAAGGACUUUAUUUGCGAACAGACACGCUGCUACUACUACAACUACGGCUCCAUCCCCGUGUCCUCGGCGCAGGGAAAGCCGCUGUCGAUGACGACUACGACGACGGCGCACCCACUGACAUCGUCGUCGCCGCCGCCGCCGCGCUCCGAGCAUCUCCCAACUCAUUUUACUCUUAACGACCUCAUCGGCAAGCUACGACCAUCUUCUCUCGACGGUCUCCAGUCCCCUCAUCUUAAGUCCGGUGCAUUGUUAAAGUCUCCACCACAAAUCGAUUCUCAUUACUCACGAGCGGCUGACGCUCACUCAAAGGAACCUGAGCAGGAGCAAAAGGAAGAAGCGACCCAAGGUCCUUAUGAGGCUGAUGAGGGUAUGGUGGGCGACGAUCCAGCUGCUUAUCUUACACAUGAGGCCCGCGACGCUCCUGCUGUUGACGACAUGCCUUCUACUGCCGAGCCGGACGCCACCGAGCACUCCGUCCACGCCAGUGGUAUGCUGGCACCCCCCGCCUACUAGCGUCUGACUCGACGGUGACAUCAACAGUACGAACCGUUAUUAUAAAAAAAGUUUAGGUUUACGCACUACCAAAAGUAUUAUUUGAUAUUUCAAAGCAUUUUGUAUGUAAAGCUAAUGCUUGCUUAUGAGGGUGAUAUCGCUUCGACAAUGUUUAUUAUUUUAAUGUAAAUGAGAUUUAUGUAUUGAAGUCUUUUUGUAUACGCCUGAAGACGAGUGUUGGGAUAUUUAGGGUAUCUUUUGGGCAAUAAUCUAUAAAACUGAAGGUGGUGGCGACUCGUAUACUACGACUUGCCUACAUCUUCAAAUAUUACAACGAGUAUUCUUCGAAAUAUAGGUACCUAGACUUCGCCGAGGUAAUUAUAGUUGAUUUGUCCGAUCUCUCGUAUUAACACAAAAACCGUAAAAAUAAUUGUUAAGUAAAUUUUUGAUUUAAAUAUUUUGGACAUAUCCUUCGGUUUAGUUGUUUAAGAUAGUGUUUAUAUUAUGUGACGUACCUAGUUAAGUAUUAUAAGUUGAAACUCAAGAAUUUAAAGGAUAGUGAUGUAGUGACGUUAAUAAAUUUAAUAUUAACAUG